Messenger RNA from Dermatophagoides pteronyssinus (European house dust mite), 2466 nucleotides. RefSeq lists its product as uncharacterized. The record is from RefSeq and is a predicted model, not a curated record. Gene Ontology annotation, cellular component: plasma membrane. NCBI's taxonomy places the organism in Eukaryota, Metazoa, Arthropoda, Arachnida, Sarcoptiformes, Pyroglyphidae. Gene Ontology annotation, molecular function: potassium ion leak channel activity; outward rectifier potassium channel activity. Gene Ontology annotation, biological process: stabilization of membrane potential; potassium ion transmembrane transport.
AUUCGAAAAUUCAUUUGUUCAUUUCCAUCAUUUACUGAAUUGUGAACCAUGAAUUGAUUAUUGUGAAUACAAUUUAUACUCAUUAAAAUGGUAAAACGAUCCAUAAGUCGUAUAUCGACUACAGGUGGCGGAUCAAUCGCUACAACUACUGGUGGUGGUGGUGGUACUGGAUCCGGUAUUGGAUCAAUAACCGGUAGUCAACGUGGUGGUGGUAGUACUAAUCAAGCAACAACUACAAUCACUACAUGUGGAAAAUGUUGUUAUUAUUUUCGUCAAGUGAUAACAUUUCUAUUUUCACAUAUUGGUCUUUGUACCUUGUUAUUAGGUUAUGCAUUGGUCGGUGCAUUUACAUUUCAAGCAUUGGAAUCCGUUCAUGAAAAAGAACAACGUAUUGAAAUGAGAAAAUCACGUGAUCGAUUAAUACAACGUUUAUCAAACCUGACAAAUGAAUCAAUUAUUCUUCGUUUUGAAUUAUGGACACGGAAAGCUGAAGAUAUUCUAUUAGAAUUUGAAAAAGAAUUUCUUCAUGCAGUCAAAUAUAAAGGUUAUGAUGGUUAUGAAGAAUUGAGUAAAACAAAUUCACAAUGGUCAUUUUCAGGUGCAUUACUUUAUUCAAUUAUUGUGAUUACUACUAUUGGUUAUGGUAAUGUUGCACCACGAACAGAAUGGGGAAAAAUUGUUACCAUCCUGUAUGCAAUAAUCGGUAUUCCUUUAAUGUUAUUUUGUCUUUCGAAUAUUGGCCAUAUGAUGGCACGUUCAUUUAAAUUUAUUUAUUGGAAAUGUUGUUGUUAUCUUUGUGUUAAACCAAAAAAACAACGUCGUAAACAACGACAACGACAAAGACAACGUCGACAACGACGACAAAGAAGACGUCAACGUCAAUUAAGAAAACAACGACAACUACGUCGUGCUAAACAACAACAACAACAACAGGCUGCCAUACAUGCUACUGUUAUGGCUAUGAAUCCACUGCUAUUAUCGAAUGGACCGCAAUCACAACAACAACAACAACCGCUGCAACAACAAAGAAUUAGUCGUUCACAAUCAUCACAACGAUCUGAUGGUCGUCAUAAUGAAAAAUGGUCGAUUCCAGUUCCGCAAGAAAAAUCACCAUCAUCAUUAUUGACUGCUUCCGUAGCUGAUAAUAAUUCAUCAUCACCGAAUACAUUACAGCUACCAAGACGAAUGAUACUUUCAAGAUCAUUAUCAGCACGUUAUCAUAAUGAAUUACGUGCUAGUAAAUUACGAGCAAUCAAUAGAUCAUCAGCUCAAUCAACGAAAAUAGUACCGGUUCGAAAAACAACUGUCAAUAUGCCACCAGUUAUAUGUAAUCAAUAUGCUUCGUUUAGUGAUGAACGUUUAGAUCGUGCUGUAUUUGCGGCAAACAAUUCGAUUGUUGUCAAAAGACCAACUGUAUUUCGAUCCAGUUCAAUGGCCGAUAAUGGAGCAGGCACAAGAUCUCGUCAACAACAAUUAUUAAAUGCUCAGGUUCGAUUUGGUAACGGUCAAACAAAACAACGACCAUCAUCAUUACAACCACCACAAUCAUCAUCUGCUAUACGACAAUCAGCUUCAUCAUCAAAUCUGAUGACCAACAACACUAACGCCGCCACAUUAAUGAAUCAACCGCAGCGAUCGUUACAACAACAACGUUCAAUACCAUCAUCAGAUAUGAUGAUGUUAAUGGAAAUGAAUCAUAAUCAUCAUCAAAAUCAUCAUCAUCAUCAUAUGACUACAUUCCAAUCGAGAAAUCAUUUGUACAAUUGUACACAAUCCAGGCCAUUUGUACCGAUCAAUAUUUCGGAUCUAAGUGAUGAUGGAUCUCGUGAUUUUGAUUCGAAUCUAGAUUCCGAUUUGGAUUUCAACGAUGAUGACGACGACAACGACAACGACAACGACGAUGAUGAUGAUGGUGAAGAAAUUCAGGAAAAAAAUAUACCUAUCACAGUUUGUCUGGCUUUAGUCAUUAGUUAUAUUUGUGGUGGUGCAUGGUUUUUUUCCACUUCAGAAGAAUGGUCUUUUCUUGAUGCAUCAUAUUUUUGUUUUAUAACAUUAUCGACAAUUGGUUUUGGUGAUUUAGUACCUGGUCGAACUGUACUAUCGACACAUGAAGAUGGUCAAAUGACAUUAGCUAUAUGUGCAUUAUAUCUAUUGUUUGGUAUGGCAUUAUUGGCCAUGUCACUUAAUCUGGUCAAAGAAAAAGUUCUUGAAACAGUACGUAUUGUUGGCGAAAGAAUCGGUAUUCUGGUUAGCGAUGAUGACGAUGAUGAUGAUGACGAAGAUGAAGAUAACGACGACGAUGACGAUGACAACGAUCAAAAUAAUAGCAAUAUUUACAAUAGUGAAUUAGAAUUACCGUAAAUUUAUGAGUGGCAUUUUUGCAUCCAUAGCUACUAAUGGAUGGCUGCUUUUUUUUAGAAAAAAAUCUCAAAAUGUAUGCAUUGUGAUUAUGAUUAUUCAUUAGCA